Molecule: messenger RNA, 1076 nt
Organism: Schizosaccharomyces cryophilus OY26
Lineage: Eukaryota; Fungi; Ascomycota; Schizosaccharomycetes; Schizosaccharomycetales; Schizosaccharomycetaceae
Product: histone H2A beta
Exons: 1
Coding region: 102-497 (131 amino acids)
Cellular component (GO): nucleosome
Molecular function (GO): DNA binding; protein heterodimerization activity; structural constituent of chromatin
Source: RefSeq, a predicted model, not a curated record
CAAAUAUAUAUAUUGAGUCGCGCGACAUGGCUUUUGUAAAUAUCCCUAAAAGAGUAUAUCUCAGCUAGGAUACCAUUUAAUUUAUAACAAGACGAAUCAAAAUGUCUGGAGGAAAAUCUGGUGGUAAGGCCGCAGUUGCCAAGUCUGCUCAAUCUCGUUCCGCUAAGGCUGGUUUGGCCUUCCCUGUUGGUCGUGUUCACCGUUUGUUGCGUAAGGGUAAUUAUGCUCAACGUGUUGGUGCUGGUGCUCCUGUCUAUUUGGCCGCCGUUUUGGAAUAUUUGGCUGCUGAAAUUCUCGAAUUGGCUGGUAACGCCGCCCGUGACAACAAGAAAACUCGUAUUAUUCCCCGUCAUCUUCAACUUGCCAUUCGUAACGAUGAAGAAUUGAACAAGCUUUUGGGCCAUGUUACGAUUGCUCAAGGUGGUGUUGUUCCUAACAUCAAUGCUCACCUUUUGCCCAAGCAAUCCGGCAAGGCUAACCCUAGCCAAGAACUUUAAAUAAUUUAUCCACAAGGUUUAUUGGUUUGUUUUGUUUGCCUUCUUGGAUGUCUUAUUUUGAUCCAAUUUCCCUCAUGGCUAUUCCAUAGAGGUGUCGUUUUGCAGGGUUUUGCUACGAAGUAUUGAGAAUACCGAAUUCAGACGUAUGUCAUAAACGAAAGAGGUUUAUCUUGUAAAGUUUUCCCGCAAGGUCUGAUAUCGCUUCAUAAUAGCCGCCUGUACAUUAAUGCGUUUACAAAUGUAAGCUCUCUUUGAACCUCUACCUCAGAGAGAAGCAAUCCCUGGAGCAUUUGCAUUGUAAUCUCAACAUUUGUGUAGAAUUUCUUCUAAUGGUUUUUCCUGUUUAUUUUAUAGCCUAUGACCUGGUGAAUGUCUGUCGUCUAGGUGUAAUUUGUUUUCUUGUUUAUUCAUUAAUGAAAAUAUUCAUGCCUAAUUGUUUGGUUUCUGGAAAAUGGAAGUAUGGAAAUUGUUUAUGUAGAUUGGAAAGCAGUAAAUAUUAGUUUAUUGAAAAGUAAUGGAUUCUUUUCUUUAUAUGAAGUUAGUUAAAUAGAUUGAUUUAAAUUAGACAACGGGUAAUAC